AUGGCGGGCACGAUUCAAUUGAUCCGCACUGUAUCUCUUCCAAAGACCUUCUUGCUUGCAUGUUUCGUGGCGGUUGCCGCGUUUGGCUCGAUUGAGCUCCUGCUUCUGAUAUUUGACUUCUUCAAACGUCGCCGGGGGUUGUACUUUUGGAGCCUGCUCUUAUCGACCCUGGCCACCCUUGUCUUCACCGUUGUCAUCACACUUCUGUGGUUUGCAGUACCCCAGGCACGCUUUGGUCUGGCCUUCGUCAUUGUGAUAUGCUAUCCCACCCUUAAUGUGGGCAACACCCUGGUCAUCUACUCGCGGCUUCACCUCGUCACCAGUGGCCGCAAGAUCCGAUGGCUAUUUUGGAUGAUCAUCAUCAGUUCGGUGGUGUUUCUACUCCCACAGGCCAUCAUCGUCGUUAUUUCCGCCUCUCCCGAUGGCGGACAUGUCAGAAACCUUUACAGAACCUUUGAGAAGCUCUCCGUGACAGCCACCUGCGUACGCGAGAUGAUCGUGGGCGGCGUCUUCGUCUGGGCGACGGCGCGCAACCUCAAGCCCCUGAUCAUGAUCAAGGGCCGUGAAGGGCGCAAGAUGGUCUUCUAUCUGAUCGUCGCGACCACUAUGAUGGUUGUCACCGACAUCAUCAUCGUGGUCGUCGUCCUCUGCGGCCAGCUCUACAUUAUUUCUGCGCUGACAGCUUUUUUCUCGGUCCUCAAACUGAAGCUGGAGUUCUUCAGUCUGGGGAAAUUGAUCCGCCUGAUUCAAAGCGCUCCGGGCGUCUGUCAUCACCAGGCAACUGAGGGCAGCUCCCUCCGCUUUAACAACUCCCACGAGGUCGAUGGCCUGCAAUUCAACGAGGGGUCUGCGCGCAGCACCGGCGCGCAGUCCGGCCAACAGCCAAGCUCGCAGGAGACGACCCAGACCCACCAAGAAGUGACAGUCAACCCGAAUAAGGCCCCGGAGACGCCCUCGUCACCCGGGACGGGCGACUCGAUGGCGACCACAUCCCGCACGCUGUCGACUGACCCUCUCGUCCACGGCCGACAAGACCUCGAAGCCCUCGAGCCCACGCUCAGCGCUCAGCAGCAUUUCACACCGCGAACAUGGAGCAACGCAGUAUGA
Messenger RNA from Aspergillus aculeatus ATCC 16872, 1107 nucleotides. RefSeq lists its product as uncharacterized. The record is from RefSeq and is a predicted model, not a curated record. The transcript has a single exon. The coding region runs from base 1 to 1107 and encodes 368 amino acids. Lineage: Eukaryota; Fungi; Ascomycota; Eurotiomycetes; Eurotiales; Aspergillaceae.